This is a messenger RNA of Spodoptera littoralis (African cotton leafworm), 1167 nucleotides long. Lineage: Eukaryota; Metazoa; Arthropoda; Insecta; Lepidoptera; Noctuidae. The record is from the annotation of a GenBank genome assembly.
AUGAUCGAUUACGCGCUCCCCCAUCAAAAUAUGCAUUACGAUCCGUACUACCCAUCUACUUCACCGGCGCCCGCGCGCCUUGACGAUUUCCAAGUUUUCAAGAAAGGAACUGCUUCUCACAUCUACGGAAAUUAUUAUUCUAACGCGCCCUACGACUUGUACCCAGAGCCCGAGAUUGACAGCGCCAUGAACGUGUACCACAACCUCGUCAGCUGUCGCGACUACCCUCGCGAUAACCGAGAUGACUGGAAGUACAAAGUCGUGGACGCCUGGAAUGAAGAUGACACCGUGUCCUGGAUGAUCGACACCGUCCAGUACUUGGGACAUUGUGAAACUGAAAUACCCUUCUACAAUUUUAGAGUUAAAGGAUUCGAUCUGAGAAAUAUGAAACGUGAGGAUGUGCUCAAUAGAAUGCUCCACCCGAGCAUCGACCACAUAACUUCGAGACGGAUUGCGGAUAGUGUGUAUGAGAAGCUGCAGAACCGUCUCCAUGAAGAAAUAUUACGCCAGUCCUCCAUAAUCAAAUAUGCAGACGUCGAUCCGUACCAUAGCCAAGAGUCCACCAACACGAUGCUCGAUUUGGAUUCCCUGGACCACAAGAACAGACUGUACACCUCCGACUACACCCCUAACGACAGCACUCUCCUGCAUCAAACUGACUCCAGCGAUGACACGGAGGACGUGUUCCGUUCCUCGGAGACUGCGUCCCCGGAGUGCUCGUACGGCAGUGAUGGAAGCAAAUCUGGAGACGAAGAUGACAAAAGGAAAAUAUUCAAAAGACCGCCCGGCAGGCCGAAAGGCAGUGGCCGAAGACCGAUGAAGCGUCCAAGGAGUGUGUCCGUGCCGGAGUUCCUGAGGAACUUGCUGCUGGAUUCCAAAUACUGCCCGUCAAUCAUCAAAUGGGAGGAUCACUCUCAGGGAAAGUUUAGGUUCGUGAAGCCAGACGAGGUGGCGAAACUGUGGGGCCACAUGAAGCAGAACGAGAACAUGACGUUCGAGAAGUUCAGCCGAGCCAUGAGGUACCACUACCGGCAGAUGGUGCUGGUGUCCGUGCCCACGGCGCGCCUCGUCUACCAGUUCGGCCACAAGGGACCCGACUUCAAGACCGACAACCCCAACUUUGUCAAAGUGAAAUCAGAAAAUGUUACCGAUAUGUCUUAUUCUUAG